GUGUACUUACUUACAAUUCUGGUAGUGAUGAUCCACAAAGCCGGAAGGAACAUCAAGUUUCUUAUUUCUUAUUUCGACACUAACCUGUUGUACUAGCAUUUGAAAUAUGCCGGUCUACCUGGAUUCAGCUCAAGUCAUAAAGAUAGCGAAUAUUGGAUUUGAUCAUUCAAUACAGCAUCUUAUGAUCUGGUGAUAUACCAUCUGUCCUACAUGGGAAAAACGACUGGACAACGUAUCUUAAUGUGUAUCUUCAAUCUUCUUUAUACAGGUUUACUAUAUUGAGACUCAAUUUCGCCAACAUCAAGGCUUCAUUCGUCAUAUGUUAGUGAUGUCUACGAACUGUCUUCAAAGAACUUAAAGAUAUUUGAGCUUAAACACUGGAUAUUUUCAGAAAUAAGGUCUGAAACACAGCUUCCAGAUUCGAUCACAAUCUUCUAAUAUCAUAUCAUUAGGACGAAGAUUUAUGAAUACAUCAUGUACAUGAACAGAAUUUGAGUCUUGGGAGGAAACGCAGUAAAAACAGCUAUGUCGGCAUCGGCUCCAGAAAGACCAGAAGUAAAUCUUGGUGAUUUUGGCAUUACCGAUAUAAACCCUGAUGAAGACGUCACUAUUAAGAACAUCGACUUGAGUGUCGUUUUGGAAGGUCCAGCCCCGCUGCGAUGGGGGAUAUGCGCCACGGGCCUGAUCGCGCACGACUUCGUCGCCAGUCUCGUCGGCCAUGAACGCCAGCACGAGGUCGUCGCCGUGGCGUCUCGGUCAGCGGAUCGGGCGAGGAAAUUCGCGGACGAGUUCAAGAUCGAGAAGGCCUACGGAAGCUACGAGGAGCUUGCGAAAGACCCCAGUGUUGACAUCGUUUACGUGGCAUCUAUUAACACCAAGCACCUUGAGCACUGUCUACUGUUCAUAGAGCACAAGAAACACGUGUUGUGUGAGAAGCCCAUAUCACUAACGGUCAGAGAUACACAGGAGAUCCUCAAAUCGGCAAAACAAAAUGGCGUCUUUUUUAUGGAGGGAAUGUGGACAGCUUUCUUUCCAGCCUGCGAGAAAAUCAGAGAAAUCAUUACAUCCGGGCAACUUGGUGACGUCAGAGCUCUGCUCGCAAACCACGGCCAGAAUAUAUCACAUGUAGAGCGCAUCUCAAGAAAGGAUUUAGGAGGAGGUGGUUUAUAUGAUCUUGGUGGAUACCUGAUAUACUGGGCUGCCAUGGUGUUUGGAAGGGCUCCCCUCUCAUUAUACACACAUGGAUUCCUCAACUCGGACGGCGUCGAUGAGACCUUCACGACCACCAUGCUCUAUCUAGGGGGCGCUAUAGCGACUUUGACGUGUAGUACCAAGGCUAACUACCAAAAUGACAUCACCAUAAUUGGAACAAAGGGUCGAAUAAGGAUUCCGAAUAAUAUGUGGCGUCCAUCAAGUUUCGAGUGGAUUAAUGAAGAAGAAGAGUCUACAUUCUUUGAGUUCACCCACCCAAUCUCAGACCAAUCGUAUCAUUUCGGCCAGGAAUGGUCUGCCAUGUACUUUGAGGCUGAAGCGGUCAGACAGGCGAUAGCUAGAGGUUUGAAGGAGCACCCCUUGAUGAGUUGGAAAUCUACCCAGCUGAUGGCCCGUCUUCUUGAACAUGCAAGAAGAGAUUUACGUAUGACGUGGAACGAUGACGACUGUUUGUGAAACCUGGUCCACAUGACUUUUUUAAAGCUAUCAUUCGAGGACCGGUUACACUUUUUGCUCCAAUAAUUAUGAAAGAUAUACCAGGGCGUCGCCUACGUUUAUUUUAUAGGGGAUGGGGUAUUAGCGAGUUAUACAGUCUUUCAAAAGUAACAAUUUUUUAUACAGAGCUUUGGCGUUUUUAAUUUAUUGUUUUGGGUUUUUUUCUAUGAAACAAGACCAAGAACAGUUUAAGCUAACUAAUUGCCUUUGGUAAUAAUUAUGAUUAUUCUGAGACAUAAAUAUAUAUUUAAAAAAUACCUAUUGUAAUAUUAUUGCAUAUUGAUAUCAGAUAUUUUUUUAAAGUAGUAUUAUUUAGAACGAGCGCCAUCUCUCGUUAGUUACCUCAAUUAUUUAGUUAUAUUACCUUUGAUAUAGAGAUAUAUAUCCAUUAACGGUUGAUCAGAUUUCAUCUUCACGAUAUUUGAUUCGUUUUCGACAAUAACCCAAAUAAUAUGAAGACUGAAGAGAGAUGACGCUAGACAAGUACCGCCAUGCGAACAGCAAAAAUUAUUUAUGAAUUUUUGUCCUAAUUUCUUUUGUUUUCAAAUCAGUAAAUUAACACAACUCUGUUGCAUUAUGUUUCAAUUAUUUCCAUUUACAUUAUUAAGCGCUGUUUGGGAGAUACUCUUUUAAAUAUCGGAAGGGAGGGUUUGAUUUGAUUUGAUUUUAGUUUAUUUCAGCAUUUUUCCAACAGAAAUUUUUAACAAACAUAAUGUACAACAUAAAAAAUAAUAGUGAUACAUUUCUUUUUACAAAAAUGUAUACAAAUAAUAAUUAAUUGGCAAAAAUGUAUAUAGAUAGUAUUAGUUUGCAAUAUUAUAAGUUGUAAAAAAAUGCUGGAGACCGCUACCAUAAGCAGUGCUUGACUAGGGUAGCGGCCUCAAACGUAAUAGCGAAAUAAACAAAAAAGAAAACGAAGUCAAAUACAAAUCGGGCAUUGAAUUAAAUAAAUUAUAAACAUAUAUUAUUAAUACGAUAUUUACAUGCAAGGACCUUAUAUGUAAUCGUCGAUCGCUCCCAUUAAAUUAUUGGUGGCAAAUCGACCCCCCCCCCCGAUAAUUUUGACAACUUGAAAACUUGCAAAUAUGCAAUGCAAAUUGGAAAACAGUAUAAAACCAUUAAUCUUCGCAUGAAAAUACUGUCAAACAUACAAAAAUUUCAAUUUUCCGGUGCGCAAAAUUCUGUAUUAUAAUUUUAUCCAGCGAAGAGCACCGAAAAAUCUUUGACAUGUUAAAAAGAAAACUUUGCCCCAAAUCCGAAACAUGCAUGGAUUGACGCCUCUGAUAUGGAUACUUCCAUUUCAGCACGAUAUUCGAUUCUAUGCAUUCUAUAAAUGCUUGUAUAAUUUAUUAAUUUCUAUACUGUCUUGUUUAAAAAGAAAUAAAAAUCUAGAAUAUAUAAUUACGUCUUUCAUUAAGCAAUUCAUUGUCUCUUGUGUUAAUGUGUUGCUUAAAACUAGCAAGUACACAAUUAAAAGAUAAGCCUCACCAUGCUCACAAUUUGUGGGAAUAUUAUUUCUCUGUUGCAGAACGCAAUCUGAUAAAUUAAUGGUAAAAAUUCUGUUUAAAGCAUGGUGAAUUUUUGUUUGGUAGAAUGUAGCGAGAUAGUGACUAAGCGACAAAUAAAUUGCUAUGUCAAUAUUCUUUGAUUAUUAUCUUCGGCAUAAGAAUGAUUCCAUGACGUUUGCCUCAGCGACAAUUAUUGAUCCGCUAUAAAUUCUACACACUAUAAUCGAGGGACUAUGAUUAUUUCAACCCUGGAUUUAACACUAGUAAUCCUAACCCUAACAUGAAACAUCCUUGUACAUGUAUUAACGCUAACUCUAACCCCAUUUCAGACGAAAUAAAGCCCGGAGCAUUUAUCGCAGGAGC
Messenger RNA from Lytechinus pictus (painted urchin), 3578 nucleotides. RefSeq names its product trans-1,2-dihydrobenzene-1,2-diol dehydrogenase-like. Gene Ontology annotation, molecular function: nucleotide binding. The record is from RefSeq and is a predicted model, not a curated record. The coding region runs from base 526 to 1668 and encodes 380 amino acids. NCBI's taxonomy places the organism in Eukaryota, Metazoa, Echinodermata, Echinoidea, Temnopleuroida, Toxopneustidae. The transcript is spliced from 8 exons.